CUCUGUUCCCUACAACUUUUUCCACUUACUACUUAAGUUAAUUUUUGUAGAUCCUUUGUGGAAACUGCAAUAAAUAUAUAAGCACAGGUGGUCGAGGAAACAUACCAAUUCUUACUUCAGACAGCUGUCAACGCUUUACUGGCCACAUUAGACAAGUAUCUCAGAACACAAAGAAAUAAUAACCAAGUUAACAAUGGUUAAGACAGUUGGAAUUAUUGGAGCCGGUGUUAGUGGUCUAACAGCUAUCAAAAGCUGUUUGGAAGAAGGUUUACAACCCACAUGCUUUGAAAGAAACGACAUUGGAGGGCUCUGGAACUUCAGAGAGGAUUCAGAAGAUGGCAGACCCAGCAUCUACAAAUCUUUGGUCAGCAACGUUUCUAAAGAAACAAUGAGUUUCAGUGAUUUUCCAAUACCAGAGGAUUUUCCUAACUUCCUACCUCACGUAAAAUAUUUGGAAUAUUGCAAGUUAUAUGCAGAACAUUUUCAGUUGCUGAAAUACAUAAAAUUUAAGACAGUGGUUUGCAGUGUGGAGAAGCAUUUGGAUUUUAAGCAGACAGGGCAGUGGGUUGUUAUCACUGAAUCAGACGACAAAAAACAUACAACCAUCUUUGACGCAGUUAUGAUUUGCUCUGGCCAGCAUGUGGAUCCUUUAUUACCAAUGGAUGCUUUUCCAGGUAUAAACAAGUUUAAGGGAAAAAUUCUACACUGCCGACAAUACAAGAGACCAAUUGGAUUUGAUGGGAAAAAAGUGUUAAUCAUAGGGAUGGGUAACAGCGGAGUUGAUCUAUCUACUGAGCUCUGUACCAGAGCUUCACAGGUAUACCUCAGCACAAAGAGGGGUGUUUGGGUUUUACGCCGCCUUGGAAGUAAAGGAUACCCUUAUGAUGUACUUCUUCUUACUCGAUAUAAGAGUUGGAUCCAAAGCAUUCUACCACUUGCUGUAUCACAGUGGUUAUUUAAGAAGCAAAUGAAUAAUCAGUUCAACCAUCAUCUCUAUGACUUUGAGCCAGAAGGAGCCAUGACAAAAGAACCAUUGGUUAAUGAAGAGCUCCCGAGUCGCAUUCUGUCAGGAUCGAUAAUUAUGAAGCCUGGAGUAAUUAAAUUCAUGGAGACAUCAGUCCAGUUUUCAGAUGGUACAACAGUAGACAAUAUUGACAUUGUCAUCUUUGCCACAGGAUAUAAUCUAUCAUUUCCAUUCCUGGACGAAUCCGUCAUUAAAAUGGAUAACAGUAAAGGAUUUUUAUACAAAAAAAUAAUUCCUGUCGACAUUGAAAAACCCACAUUAGCUUUCAUUGGUUUUAUUCAGCCAGUUGGGUCAAUCAUGGUAGCUGCUGAACUUCAGAACCGUUGGGCUACUAGGCUCUUUAAAGGAUUACUUGAGCUUCCAAGCAAAGACGAGAUGAAGAAUUACUUAGUCAGUGAUGAGAAAUUCAGAAUUAAAUGGUUUGGGUCAGCAAAAGAGAAUUCCCGACGUAUGAACUACGUUGCAUAUUUGGAUGAAUUGGCGUCACAGAUUAAAGUAAAGCCAAACAUCCUGAAACUGCUUCUGACAGAUCCAGUUUUGGCUCUGAAAGUUUUUUUUGGACCACUCAAUUCUUAUCAAUAUCGUUUAACUGGUCCUGGAAAGUGGGCUGGAGCAAGGGAUGCCAUUAUGACCCAAUGGGAUCGUAUCGAAAAGCCUCUGAGAACAAGAGGCAAACGAGAAAAGUCAUGUUCUCCUGUGUUGACUCGUUUGUCUUUGUCGAUCUUGCCCUGGAUCUUCUUCCUUGUGAUUUCACUUUUAGCUUUUUGGAUAAAAAGUUAAACACCUUCAGAAAUUAUGUAGGCUGGCUACACUGCCAAAUGGUACAGGUAAUCCUUAUGAGCAAUUUAUA
Spea bombifrons (plains spadefoot toad) is the source of this 1874-nucleotide messenger RNA. Its product is annotated as dimethylaniline monooxygenase [N-oxide-forming] 2-like. The record is from RefSeq and is a predicted model, not a curated record. The transcript is spliced from 9 exons. Lineage: Eukaryota; Metazoa; Chordata; Amphibia; Anura; Pelobatidae. Gene Ontology annotation, molecular function: N,N-dimethylaniline monooxygenase activity; flavin adenine dinucleotide binding; NADP binding. Bases 194 to 1804 code for a protein of 536 amino acids.